Messenger RNA from Callorhinchus milii (elephant shark), 1086 nucleotides. RefSeq names its product photoreceptor outer segment membrane glycoprotein 2-like. Gene Ontology annotation, biological process: visual perception. The transcript has 3 exons. NCBI's taxonomy places the organism in Eukaryota, Metazoa, Chordata, Chondrichthyes, Chimaeriformes, Callorhinchidae. The coding region runs from base 1 to 1086 and encodes 361 amino acids. The record is from RefSeq and is a predicted model, not a curated record. Gene Ontology annotation, cellular component: membrane.
AUGGCGAUUCUGAGAGUGAAAUUCACCAAAGACAAGAGGGACAGACUGGCUCAGGUGCUGUGGAUCCUAAACUGGGUCUCCGUCAUCACCGGUGUCAUUUUGUUCAGCAUGGGACUCUUUCUGAAAAUUGAGAUCCGAAAGCGCAGCGAGGUGAUGGCCAAUCGAGAGGUUGACUCGGUCCCCCACAUGUUGAUAGUGGUGGGCACCAUCGCAUGCGGCAUCAACUUCCUCGGAGGGAAAAUCUGUUACGAUUGCUCGGACACCAACAAGUUCUCUCGUUGGAAGAUGGUGAUGCUCCCGUACAUCAUCUGCACUUUCUUUUUCACGUUCUGCAUCCUGGUGGGAGCUCUGAUGUGUUACACGAUGAGAAAUGAGCUGGAAGAGUCUCUCUAUGUGGGGCUGAGGGAAGCCAUGAAGUUUUACAAGGAUACGGACACUCCGGGGAGAUGUUUCCUAAAGAGGACGGUCGACCAGCUGCAGAUCGACUUCCAUUGCUGUGGGAACAAAGGCUUCAGGGAUUGGUUUGAGAUCCAGUGGAUUAGCAACCGUUAUUUGGAUAUGAGAUCCAAAGAUGUCCAAGACCGUUUAAAGAGCAACAUAGAUGGGAAGUUCCUCGUGGAUGGUGUCCCCUUCAGCUGCUGCAAUCCCAACUCGCCCCGGGCUUGUAUACAGUAUAAUCUGACUGAUAGCUCGGCCUAUUACAACUAUGAUUACCAGAACGAAGAGCUGAACCUAUGGAUGAAAGGCUGCAGGCAAGCACUGCUGGAAUACUACACUGAGAUCAUGCAAUCAAUAGGACUCAUGGCCCUCAUCAUCUGGCUCUUUGAGCUUUCUGUUCUUAUUGGUGUCAGAUACCUGCAGACUGCAAUGGAAAACGUGCACCUUCAGGGUGACCCUGAGUGUGAGUCAGAGGGCUGGCUGCUGGAGAACAACUUUGUGGAAACAGCCAGAACAAAUUUCAACAUCAUGAAAAACCUGCAUAAGGUUGAUCAGGUAUCCACCGUCUCCGGGGCAGAAGACCUCAAUAUACACGACAAUACAGCCGAGUAUGGACCUGACAAAGUCCCACCAAAAUCCAUUGACUAA